AUGUUCAAAGUUGGUACCGAUGUCAAGAUUCAACACAUCAUGAUUAAUCUUCGAGAGUGCCUCGCACACUACUCCAGUGUAGAGGAAGAAGUAGACAGGAAACCGUGGUACCAUGAUAUUGUGCAUUAUCUCAAGUUUCAGCAGUAUCCGGAGCAAAGCUCAAAAAAUGAUAAGAAAACCAUUAAAAGGUUGGCAAUGAAUUUCUUCUUGGAUGGAGACAUCUUAUACAGGAGAAGUAGGGACCAAGUGCUUUUAAGAUGUGUGGAUUCAGCCGAAGCUCGAAAAAUAGUUGAGGAAGUUCACGAAGGAAUUUGUGGGGCACAUGCAAACAGAAUCCACACUCUUGUAAAUGCACUGAAUGUAUUGACAUCACCAUGGCCAUUCUCAAUGUGGGGCAUGGAUGUGAUUGGGUUAAUAACCUCGAAGGCAUCAAAUGGGCAUCGGUUUAUUCUUGUGGUGAUUGACUACUUCACUAAGUGGGUAGAAGUAGCAUCUUAUGCCAAUGUGACCCAGAAAGUGGUAUGUAAGUUCAUCCAAAAAGAAAUAAUAUGCCGCUAUGGUCUCCUGGAAAUGAUCAUCAUAGAUAACGCUAGUAACCUCAAUGGUUCAAUGAUGAAAGAGUUACCCUUUGCUUUGCAUGCUUAUCGCACAACAGUCCGAACUUCCACGGGAGCUACGCCGUUCUCUUUGGUAUUUGGGAUGGAAGUAGUUUUACCAGUUGAAGUAGAAAUCCCUUCCCUAAGGGUCCUUAAAGAAGUACAGUUGGAAGAAGCUGAAUGGGUUAACGCUCGUUAUGAGCAAUUGAAUCUCAUAGAAGAAAAGAGGUUGACGGCACUUUGCCAUGGGCAGUUAUAUCAAAAGAGAAUGAUGAUGGCAUAUGGCAAGAAGGUACAUCCUCGUCAGUUCCAAGAGGGAGAGUUAGUAUUGAAAAGAAUUUUUCUGAACCAACAGGAUCCUCGCGGGAAAUGGACGCUGAAUUGGGAAGGACCAUUUGUGGUGAAGAAAGCUUUUUCAGGAGGAGCACUAAUUUUGGCAAAGAUGGACAGAAGGGAGUUUUCCAACCCAGUGAAUGCCAAUGUUGUCAAGAAAUAUUUUGCGUAA
Molecule: messenger RNA, 1101 nt
Organism: Theobroma cacao (cacao)
Lineage: Eukaryota; Viridiplantae; Streptophyta; Magnoliopsida; Malvales; Malvaceae
Source: RefSeq, a predicted model, not a curated record